This is a messenger RNA of Adineta steineri, 1350 nucleotides long. NCBI's taxonomy places the organism in Eukaryota, Metazoa, Rotifera, Eurotatoria, Adinetida, Adinetidae. The record is from the annotation of a GenBank genome assembly.
AUGGUUCUUACAAAAAAACAAUGGAUUCUUAUUGGUAGUGUAGCAUCUGUAUUAGUAGUUGCUAUUGUUGUAGGCGUUACAGUAGGUGUUGUAGUUGGUCGAAAAAAACCUGAACAACAAACGAUAGAACCACCAACGACAGAACAAACAACUACGGAACAAACAACAACAGAACAAACAACGAUAGAACAACGAGUACAUGCUAUAUUGGCAGAACAUCCAUUGAUUGAUGGUCACAAUGACUGGGCAUGGGCCAUUCGACGAGAUUUUCGAAAUAAUAUAACUAAUGUUGAUUUGUAUGACAUGACUAAAUAUCAUGUAAACAAUAGUACACCAUUUCAGACAGAUAUAAAUCGUUUACGAAAAGGUCAAGUCGGAGGACAAUUUUGGUCAAUUUAUACACGUUGUACCCAUCAAGGAAAAGAUGCUACUGUAAGUUUUAUGGAACAAAUUGAUCUUAUGAAUCGAUUAAUAGCUAAAGAACCUGAUGUAUUUCAAAUGGCUACAACCGCUGAUGAAGUUCGACAAGCAUUUCAAGCUAAAAAAAUUGCAAGUUUAUUUGGUAUUGAAAGUGGACAAGCUAUUGAAAGUACAUUUUCAGCUUUAAGACUUUUCUAUCAACUCGGUGUACGAUAUAUGACAUUAACACAUAACUGUAAUACACCAUGGGCUGAUCAACAUAUGGUCGAUCGUCCCGGUUCAACAUUAGUCAAAAAUAAUGGAUUGACAGAAUUUGGAAAGAAAAUUAUCAUUGAAAUGAAUCGUCUAGGGAUGCUUGUUGAUUUAGCACAUGUAUCAAAAAAAACCAUGUUAGAUGUAUUGAGUGUUAGCAAAUCACCAAUUAUAUUUAGUCAUUCAUCAGCUUACGCAUUAUGUAAUCAAACACGAAAUGUUCAAGAUGAUGUACUUCGAUUAGUUAAAGAUAAUCGUGGAAUUGUUAUGGUUGCAUUUACACCUAUUUUUAUAACAUGUGAUAGUAAUUAUUUAGGAAAUAUUUCAGGUGUAGCUGCACAUAUUAAUCAUGUUCGAAAUGUUGCUGGUAUAGAUAGUGUAGGACUUGGAGGUGAUUAUGAUGGUAUUGACGAAACACCAGUUGGUCUAGAAGAUGUUUCAACUUAUCCGAAAUUAAUUGAAUAUUUAAUAUCACAAGGAAAUUGGACCGAUAAUGAUAUUAUUAAACUUAUUGGUGGAAAUCUUUUACGAGUAAUGGAAGAAAAUGAAAAGAAUGCACGUGAGUUACAAGAGACAAUGCAACCACUUGAAGAUAUGAUACCUCUUGAAGAUCUAAGAAAAUAUAAUUUUACUGAAUGUCGAUAUUUAGACAUGUAUCCAAGCACUACAACUACAUGA